CUUAAGAGUGUAUUAAACUAAAAUAUCCGUGACUAAAAAGUCUUAGAAGAAGAAGAAAAAUAAAGCCCAAAAUUUCAUCUCCAUCUCCAUCUCCAUGAUUCUUCUCUCCUCCGUAUCAAAAAAUGCAAGCACUCCUACUCCUCCCUUUUCUUGUUCUGAUAAUAUGUACACUCAUUCUCCUUAAGCUCACUCACACCCUCUUAUGGGUCCCAUGGAGUAUACAACGCCAUUUCAACAAGCAAGGCAUAGUCGGACCUACUUACCGCCCGAUCUUUGGGAACACGGGUCAGAUCCGACAGUUAUACUCCGAAGCCCAAUCCAAGACCAUUCAAAUAUUUCCAGGAGGCCCCGGUGAGGAUCCACUAGUCAUCAAUCAUGAUAUCACUCACCGGGUUAUGCCUUUUUACCAUAAGUGGUCGGCCAUAUAUGGUAACACUUUUCUUUACUGGUUUGGGCCUAAGCCCAUGCUUGCUAUUUCUGAUCCACUUAUGAUUAAGGAAGUGCUAAUCAAUAAUAAUGUGUUAUUCAAGAAAUUGAAGUAUAAUCCCUUGGCUAAGAUGUUGUUUGGUCAAGGCCUUGUUGGCCUUGAUGGUGAUCAUUGGGCUUUUCAUCGCCGUAUUGCUAAUCAGGCUUUUAGCAUGGAGAGGGUUAAGAGUUGGAUACCAGAUAUUGUUGCUAGUACAAGAAAGACAUUAAUAGAAUGGGAGGAAACCAAGGGAAGCCAAGAAGAAUUCGAAAUGGAAGUGCAUAAAGAGCUUCAUAAUCUGAGUGCAGAUAUCAUAUCUAGGACCGAUUUUGGAAGCAGUUAUGAAGAGGGUAAACGAAUAUUUGAAUUGCAAGAACAACAAAUGCACCUCGUUUCCCUUGCUCUCCGAAGCAUUUACAUUCCUGGGUUUAGGUUAGUAUUCUCUAUUACACUCUAUAAAUGUAUAUCAUUAACAUAUAAAAAAUGCGUUCAUUUUUUUGAAUACAGGUUUUUACCAACUGCAAAAAACAAAGAGAGGUGGAGGUUAGAUAAGGAAACUCGAGAUUCGAUUAAGUUAUUGAUGACGAAAAAUAGUGAAACAACUAGGAAUAAAAGUAACUUGCUAAGUUUAUUCAUGUCAGCUACUGAAAAUGAGGGUGGCAAAGUAAAGAGGUUGAGUAUAGACGAAGUUGUAGAGGAGUGUAAGACUUUCUACUUUGCAGGGAAGGAAACAACUGCUAAUCUACUUACUUGGGCACUCAUUAUGUUAAGUGCUCACCAAGAAUGGCAAAACAAAGCUAGGGAUGAAGUUUUUCAAGUUUGCGGUGUCCAUGGUCUCCCUACCGUUGAUAACAUCAAUGACUUCAAACUUAUUAAGAUGAUAGUGAAUGAAACCCUACGACUAUAUCCACCUGCUGUGAUGAUGAAAAGAAGAGCUGGGAAAGAAGUGAAGUUGGGAAAUCUAAGAAUACCAGCUGAAACACUGUUGUACCUCGCCAUGACAAAUGUUCACCAUGAUGUGAAUGUUUGGGGAGAAGACGCAAAUAAGUUCAACCCUUUGAGAUUUUUGGAACCUCGAAAGCAUCCAGCGACAUUCUUCCCUUUCUCAUUAGGUCCUAGAGUUUGUGUUGGCCAAAACUUGGCAAUGAUAGAGUCAAUAAUUGUGCUGGCUAUCAUUCUUCGUCAAUAUGUCUUAAGGAUAUCACCAACUUAUGUUCAUGCGCCGAUGCAAUUGAUGACCUUGCAACCUCAAUUUGGUGCUCAUAUCCUUUUCAAGAAUAUUUAAUUUCCUAUUCAUACUAGCUAUGAGACCUUCAUGCAUUCUACUUAUUUAUCAAAUUACCCUGUAAUAUUUUCUACA
This is a messenger RNA of Spinacia oleracea (spinach), 1826 nucleotides long. RefSeq names its product cytochrome P450 734A1. Bases 123 to 1751 code for a protein of 542 amino acids. The transcript is spliced from 3 exons. NCBI's taxonomy places the organism in Eukaryota, Viridiplantae, Streptophyta, Magnoliopsida, Caryophyllales, Amaranthaceae. The record is from RefSeq and is a predicted model, not a curated record. Gene Ontology annotation, molecular function: heme binding; iron ion binding; oxidoreductase activity, acting on paired donors, with incorporation or reduction of molecular oxygen.